AUGACGAAGUGGGAAAUCGGUUCUUUGCAGAAAUUACCCAAGAAGUUUACAAGGAGUUAUGGAGAUGGUUUGUCAAAUCCAGUGUUUAUCAAGCCUCCAGAUGGCACUGAAUGGAAAAUGUAUUGGACAAAACAGAACGAUGAGGUUUGGUUCGAAAAGGGUUGGAAAGAAUUCGUUGAAAAUUACUCUCUAGAUCAUGGUUAUUUGGUUUUGUUUAAAUAUGAAGGUACUUCACGGUUUGAUGUACUCAUACUUGACCAGAGUGCUCUAGAAAUAGACUAUCCUUCCAAUGACAAUUGUGACGAAAAGGAUGAUCAUAACCAGAGUGACGAUGAAUCAUUUAAAAUUUUGGGGGGAAUCCCUCAAAAAAAAAAGACCAGUCCAAAGUCACCACUGUUUUCUGCUCCAUCUCGUAAGAAAAUGAAAUAUGGGACUCAUAAGAAUAUGGAAAUUAGCUCCAAUAAGCAAAAGUUGCAUGCAGGUGAUGAAUCUGAUCAAGGGACAAAGUUUCAAAAAUCCGUCAAGCACCAACUGAAAGGUGUGAGAACUACUCAAAGAACUUCAUCGUCGAAUUGGCCCAAGGAAGAUAGAGCUCAGGAAGUAGCUAAAAAAUUCGUCUCAUACGAUCCUUUUUUCACGAUGUUCAUAAAGCCAGCUCAUCUGUCAGCUCAUGUAGUGAAUGUAACGAAGUUCGUAAAUAAUGAGAGCAAGGAGCAGAAUGUGAUAAUUCAGCUUGGGAAAAGAUCGUGGCCUGUGAAGUGGAUCAAUUACGGUACAUUUAACCGCUUCUCUUCUGGUUGGUCUUUGUUUGCAACAGAGAGUAAAUUGCGAGCUGGAGAUGUUUGCAUCUUUGAGCUGAUUGACAAACAAGUUCCUUUGUUGGAAGUUCAUGUUUUCUAA
This is a messenger RNA of Gastrolobium bilobum, 900 nucleotides long. RefSeq names its product B3 domain-containing transcription factor VRN1-like. The transcript has 4 exons. The record is from RefSeq and is a predicted model, not a curated record. Lineage: Eukaryota; Viridiplantae; Streptophyta; Magnoliopsida; Fabales; Fabaceae. Bases 1 to 900 code for a protein of 299 amino acids. Gene Ontology annotation, molecular function: DNA binding.